AUGGCGGACGUUGACCUGUUGAUUAAAAACAACACGGUGAAAGUGUUUGUUCACGAUACUCGGAAAUAUCGUGCAAAGGAGAUAAUUGACUUAGUGGAGGAGAAACUUGGUGAGGAUAGUGUACUGGCUUGUGUUCCUUGUAACGGUUCAUAUGAUGUUACUCUUGUGCAUAAGGAUGUUGCAUAUAAAUUGGUGGAGGACGGAUUAAUGGCAGACGGUAAAGAAGCGUAUUAUAUGGCCAAAGACUCGCCUGAAACAUUGCUGUGUAACGUCUACGGCCAUACCACGUUGAAAACACCAGUUCUCGUCCGAUCACUGAAGUUUAGCAACAUCGGGCUCGGUUAG
Messenger RNA from Lottia gigantea (owl limpet), 345 nucleotides. RefSeq lists its product as hypothetical. The transcript is spliced from 2 exons. Lineage: Eukaryota; Metazoa; Mollusca; Gastropoda; Lottiidae. The record is from RefSeq and is a predicted model, not a curated record. Bases 1 to 345 code for a protein of 114 amino acids.